UGUGUAUGAAGCUGAGCUCCUGAGCUCGUGCAUCUCCCGGCUCUGCUCCGCUCCGUCUCGCUUUCUCGCCGGAUUUGAUGGAUGCAUGAUCGGGAGGUGAUGCCCAUUUAUGUCAUCGAUCGCAAAUUUCCAGACACACCUGAACCCGUCCUUCAUGUGCUGUACAGCUGCUGACUGAGCGAACUGAAGAUACGGGACGCUUCUCCUGCUGCUCCGUUCAGGAACAGAACAAACACCUGAUAAAAUCCCUCCAAACCCAACGAAGCUUCAUCUGCAUUUUAGCACUCGAUUCACAGUCCUGUAGCGAUUUAUAAACUUAGAAUGAAAUCGGGUCAUCUUUAAUUAUAGAGCACAAUGAAAGAAAAGCAAUCUGGGAAGCAAUACAAAAUGAGUGAAAUGAGAAGAGAGGAGAAAAUACGAUACUGAAGACUUUAAAAAGACGCACUGAACAGAACACAGCAGCAACAGAGACUUUGCCAUUUCCUUACAUGCAGUGGAUGUUUUUCACAGCUUGACUUCAAUUUUAACCCCUUAUUACCUCAGGUGAAUUGCCACAGGCUGCUCCAGAAGGACAGCACACAAUGGCGGAAAACAACCUUCAAAAGAAGAAAUCUCGAUGGACGUCGUUGGAGAUAGGCCUCCUGACCAUCGUCUCGCUGCUUUUCGUAGUCGUCCUAGCCCUCAUCAUCCUCUUCCUUACACACAGCAGUAGCAGCAAAAGUGAUGGAGUUUGCACUACAGCUGACUGCACACGGUCGGCAUCUCGCCUCAUUGAGAACAUGGAUCCUACAGUAAACCCAUGUGAAAACUUCUACCAGUACGCCUGCGGAGGCUGGCUGAAAAAGAACAUCAUCCCUGAAACCAGCUCACGCUACAGCACCUUCGACAUCCUCCGGGACGAACUGGAGGUUGUGCUUAAAGGUGUGCUGGAGAAAGAUGAUAACCUGAGUGGUAGCAGCUCUUUAGCCAAAGCCAAAACCCUCUACAGGUCUUGCAUCAAUGAAAGUCUCAUUGAACAGAGAGGUGGAUUGCCUCUGAUCUCAAUGCUGCCGGAUGUCUUCGACUGGCCCAUUGCAGUAGACAACUGGGACACCAUAUUUGGGGUCAACUGGAGGGCAGAAGAUGCCAUAGCCAGACUGAACGAGAAAUACGGGAAGCAAGUAUUAAUUAGCUUUUUUAUCGGCACAGAUGACCGAGACUCCAAUUCCCAUAUCAUUCAUUUUGACCAGCCAAGCCUUGGCCUGCCCUCCAGAGACUACUAUGCCUGCACGGGGCCCUAUGAAGAGGCCUGUGUCACAUAUAAGAACUUCAUGGUUGAUCUCGCUGUGCUGGUGCGUAAUGACAGAGGCUUGGAGGUGAACGAGACAGAAAUCAGAGAUGAGGUGAAUCGAGUGAUGCAGAUGGAGAAGGAAAUCUCGGAUGCUACCGACACACCAGAAGACAGAAACAAUCCUGUUCUCCUCUAUAACAAGAUGCCCCUGGAGACCCUCAACACUAACUUCACACUUGAGUUCGAGAAAACAGUUUUUAACUGGACUCAUUUUACUAAUAAGAUUAUGGAUACAAUCAACCUUCCCAUUGAGGACAGUGAACAAGUGAUCCUUUAUGCCCCUAACUACUUGAAGAGGCUCAACCCUGUCCUGGCGAAGUACACAAAGAGAGAUGUCCAGAACUACAUUGUGUGGCGUUUCGCUAUGAACAUGGUGGUUGGCCUGAGCAGAGCGUACAGAGACACCAGGAAAGCUUUUAAAAAAGCCAUUUCUGGUACCAGUACAGAGGCAGCGAUAUGGAGGCAGUGUGCGGUCUAUGUCAACAACAACAUGGACAAUGCUGUUGGUAGACUGUAUGUAGAAGAAGCCUUUGCUGGAGACAGCAAGGACAUGAUGGACGAGAUGAUCGCUGGCAUCAGAGAGGUGUUUGUGAAUAACCUACAAGACCUAUCCUGGAUGGAUGAUGAAACCCGGAAAUCUGCGGAGGAGAAGGCCCGAGCUAUUCGAGAGAGAAUCGGCUUCUCGGAAAACAUCAUGAACAAUACGUAUUUGGACGAGGAGUACAAAGAACUAAACUACAGUCCAGAGCAAUACUUCGAGAACAUCCUUAAAAAUCUGGAGUUCGGUCAGAAGAAACGGCUGAAGAGGUUGAGGGUGAAAGUGAACAAGGAAGAGUGGAUCUCGGGAGCAGCGGUAGUCAACGCGUUCUAUUCAUCCAGCAGAAAUCAAAUAGUAUUUCCUGCCGGUAUUCUCCAGCCUCCUUUCUUUGGUAAAGGACAGCCCUGGUCCCUCAACUAUGGUGGCAUUGGCAUGGUGAUUGGCCAUGAGAUCACUCAUGGCUUUGAUGAUAACGGUCGUAACUUUGAUAAAGACGGAGACCUGAAGGACUGGUGGACUCCAUCCUCAACACAGAAGUUCCAGGAACUCUCAAAAUGUAUUGUGGACCAGUACAGCAGCUUCUCCUGGGACCUGGCCAAUGGACAAAACCUGAAUGGAAAUAACACGCUUGGGGAGAAUAUAGCAGACAAUGGGGGCAUUCGCCAGUCUUAUCAAGCAUACCAGAACUACAUCAAGAAGCACGGAAAGGAAGAUCCAUUGCCUGGAAUUGAUCUUAACCAUGAGCAACUCUUCUUCUUAAACUUUGCUCAGGUCUGGUGUGGAACGCAUCGACCUGAACACGCCGUCAACUCCAUUAAAACGGACGUCCACAGUCCAGGGAAAUUCAGGGUUCUCGGAUCUUUGCAGAACUUCCCAGAGUUUGCCAAAGCUUUCAAGUGCCAGAAAAAUGACUACAUGGUGCCUGGAAAGACGUGCCAAGUGUGGUGAUGAUGCCACCUCCAGGGACAAUAAGGGCAUUUAACGAGCCCUGAAUUCUCAGUUCUGACUGUAGGACCGCUUUGGUCCCAGACUGGGAACAUCUGAUGUUCUCCACAGGGUAGACUGUCUUCAGCCGAUGCAUUUCAAUCAUGUACAGACAUGGGGUGCUUCCUUAGGUCCACUCCUACAUGUCAAUUAAUCAGUAAAUUUUAGUCUGAACAGAUCAUCAUGUGAUCUGUGGUGAUCUUAUUGUUUAUAACAAGGAGAAAUGUAAAGGUAUUGUCAUAUAUUUAAAACUUUUUAUGUUAAUAUCAAAUCAAACUGUGAAUCGGGGAGAUCAGUAGCAUUUUGUAUGUUAAAGAUGUAUCUCUAUACGUUUAAACGCGGCAACUUUAAUACACUUUGGUUAGAUGAUAUUUGUAAUAUUUUACAAAAGAAAAAAAAAACACAUACUGGGCUGAGAAAGGCAGAAAUGUUAAAGAAGUAUAAAGGUAUAUUAAAUGUAGGGUAACGUUACAGGUUUUACAGUAUUAGAAAUCACAAAUUUUUGAAACAUUAUAUUAAUAUGGCUUAGAUUGCACUGGAGGUUAUACUGAGAAUAAUGCAUCAUUUGGGAAAUUUGUUGAAAGGCUACAGGUUUAUAAUAAAUAAAGUCACUGAUCUGAUGAUUUUACAAGAGCUUGGUAUAUCAUGGUGCAAGCACUCGGCAGAUAUUUUGAGAUCUGAUGCUGUAUGAUGAUUUGAUAUGAUGAUGUCUAAUAUGCCAAGGUGUAUGGAUUGUGUGUUUGGAAAUGAGGUGUGUGUGUUAAAGAGUGUGACAAAUCAUUCUACAUACUGACCGCCAAUGCCAUCAAUGAGAGACUGCCUUAAGAUAAUCCAGUGUAAGCAUUUUUCUUUUAUGUUCAGCGUAAUCGACAAAAACACCUGCUACUUAUGCCAAAGACGCGACAAAAAAUACUAUCACCCUGUGACCUUGUGCAAACUGUUAUAUUUUUAAGAAAAGCAAAAUGUUAACAUUAGUAGGACUGUAUGUCAUCAGGUAUGGUUAACUCUAUAGUGGCUUGUUUCUGAGUUGUAGAAAAUAUACAGUACAGUGUAAAAGUCUUAGGUGCCAUAUGUUUUUUUAGAUAUAUUUUGAUUGAGAGCUACUGUAUAUCUAUAUAUAUAUAUAUAUAUAUAUAUAUAUAUAUAUAUAUAUAUAUAUAUAUAUAUAUAUAUUAUACCACAGCUCUGUUGAAUUCUCAUUAGGUGUUGAUCUAUGAAUCUAUGAAAAAUCAGAGAUUUAUAUUUGUAUCAGAAAUGCUCCAAACUGUAGAAUCACUCUAGAACUGAUCUACUGAAGUGAGAUUUAAGAAACAUUAUAAAGGGAGUCUCCAGUGUCCAGUAAUAUCUAUAGGACAUUUUUUAUUUAUGCAUCAACCUGCAUUUUUUAAAAAAAUAACAAUAAACAACAACAACAACUUUUAUAGCUACAAUAAUUCUGAUAACAAGAACAAACCUGUCACGAUUCGAUACGUAUGAAAUGUCAGCAUAUAGACGAUUAAUUUGCUGUGGUAUAAAAGGAAUAAUACACUUUUAUGGGAGACAUUUCAGUGGUGACAGGAAAUCUGCUGAAAUAUAGCCACUUUGUUUGGUUUUACUUCCAGAAAUAAGUCUGAUGAAGCACUGCGUCUCUUACACGCAGGAACAAGUUACCGGCUGAUUUCUAACCAUUAAAACCAUUUAAUGUGCAAUUUUCAAAGCAAAGCCAGGUCAUGCUAAAUAUGAAUUGGGUUUAGUUUAUUACUAUUUAGUUUACAUUCUAGUUAUUUUUAUAUAUUUAGAUACAUUUCAUUCCUUUACCUUUGAAGGCAUUUUUUUUUUUUUUUUACAUGUGCCUAAGACAUUUGUGCAGCGCUUUAUAUUCCCCAGCUAUUUCUGCAAGUUUUGGGCUUCUGUUAUUGACAAGCUAUGAAUAAUUAAUCACUGGAUUUCUGACUGAAAACUUUGUAUGUUACAGAUGAACACAACAACAACAAAAACAACUAUGGGUUAAAACCUGACAACAAACUAAACCUUGAAAGUGAUUUUUUUUUUUCUUUGUUCAUUUGAGAGCCUCAGUUUUCCUCCAUGUAGUUUUGCUUCACUGCUUUUGACUAGGCGAACAGUUGCGCCUUGCUCCGAAGAAAUCCAUCUCAACUUGUACCCAUGCAGACAGAUAUACCUCAGAUGCCUGUAUUUAGAUACUUUGUAAUAUUAUAAGAGCAUAUUAAAGAGCAGAAAUUGUUUAAUUAAUAAAUUGGCGAUGUUAAAAAAAAA
This is a messenger RNA of Hemibagrus wyckioides, 5105 nucleotides long. RefSeq names its product neprilysin-like. Bases 582 to 2816 code for a protein of 744 amino acids. NCBI's taxonomy places the organism in Eukaryota, Metazoa, Chordata, Actinopteri, Siluriformes, Bagridae. Gene Ontology annotation, cellular component: plasma membrane. Gene Ontology annotation, molecular function: metalloendopeptidase activity. Gene Ontology annotation, biological process: amyloid-beta clearance; protein processing. The transcript has 25 exons. The record is from RefSeq and is a predicted model, not a curated record.